Molecule: messenger RNA, 672 nt
Organism: Aspergillus tubingensis
Lineage: Eukaryota; Fungi; Ascomycota; Eurotiomycetes; Eurotiales; Aspergillaceae
Product: retinol dehydrogenase
Exons: 3
Coding region: 1-672 (223 amino acids)
Source: RefSeq, a predicted model, not a curated record
AUGCUGGCGUGUGUAGGGUUCUUCUCCUCCUCAGGCAUGGCUUACUCGUUCCAGGUUAUGUGCGUUCCAUACGAGGAGACAACGGAGGGGUUUGAGAUGCAGAUAGGGGUGAACUAUAUCGGCCAUUUCCUGUUCACAAAAUUGCUGAUCCCGAUACUCCAGAAGACAGCAGAAAUGACCGAAAAGGGAAGCGUGCGUAUUGUGAAUGUAUCUAGCGACGGGCACGCCAAACUCGCACCUAAGGAGGGCAUAAUAUUUUCAGACAUGAACAUGAAGGAUAAUUUCUCUGUCUGGGCCCGAUACGGCCACUCGAAGCUUGCCAACGUUCUGCAUUCGAAAGCAUUGGCGAAGAGGUAUCCAAACAUUCUUACAUUGUCCUUGCAUCCGGGAACGGUAAAGACGAACCUAUCCGCAGGGCCGAUCUCGUCAACUCCGCUCUAUCGGCUGAUAAAGCCUCUUGUUGAGCUGGGUGCGCCUGGUCCACGGAAGGGGGCAGCGAAUAUUCUUUUCGCCGCCGUGUCGCCGAAGCUACGGCUAGAGUGCGACAAUGGAGCAUAUCUGCUGCCAAUUGGAAAGGUGUCUGCGCCUAGUAAAGUGGGAUCAGACCCGAAGAUGGCGGAGGAUCUCUGGGAGUGGACGAUGAAGGCCCUUAGAAGUCGAGGGUAUGAAUAG